Messenger RNA from Dicentrarchus labrax (European seabass), 1677 nucleotides. RefSeq names its product SFT2 domain containing 2a (gene sft2d2a). The transcript has 8 exons. Bases 157 to 645 code for a protein of 162 amino acids. Gene Ontology annotation, biological process: vesicle-mediated transport. Lineage: Eukaryota; Metazoa; Chordata; Actinopteri; Moronidae. Gene Ontology annotation, cellular component: membrane. The record is from RefSeq and is a predicted model, not a curated record.
CCACCUGUGCAGGUAAACUACCUGUCAGCUCCUCCGGCAGCCACGUGACUUUGCUGUCCAUCCUCACAGAUUUGAGGAAACCACCAAAUUUUAAUUCCCGCUCCAGGAAACGACCGGAUCAUUCACCAGUCCAGUCGACUCUGAGGAUCUUCAGCCAUGGAUAAACUGAAGUCUGUUUUAAGCGGUGAGGAGGCGCGCAGAGACGACCGAACUGUCUUAGAGACUGUCAAUGAAGCCUCCACGUUGGGCUGGGGCACACGUGUGAAGGGAUUCGUCGCCUGUUUCGUGGUUGGGGGCGUGUGUACGAUUUUGGGAGUGUGCAUGCUGUUCCUCCCCAGGAUUGGGCUCACUCUCUUCAUUGUGUUCUACACUUUUGGAAACCUAUGUGCUCUGUGCAGCACUAUGUUCCUGAUGGGCCCACUGAAGCAGCUGAAGAGGAUGUGUGACAAAACAAGAGCGCUGGCCACUACUAUAAUGAUUACCUGCCUUGUGUUGACUCUCUGCGCAGCCUUCUGGUGGAAGAACUUUGGACUGGCUUUGUUAUUUUGCAUCUUGCAAGUCUUGUCUUUUACCUGGUACAGUCUGUCGUACAUCCCGUUUGUGAGGGAUGCAAUAAUGAAGAUUGUGGCGAUGUGCCUGAAGUGAGGCCAACAUGAGAUCUUUUUACGAAGGAUUCUGUCUGGAUGAAGUGUUAAAGAAAGGGGCAGGUCUCUUAUUGAAGUUACUGAAACAGACGGUCUGUGACUCUUCCUGCUGCACAUACACACAUUUUAUCUCCAAUGAUCUUUUUCUUCUUUCCGCUUCAUUCAUUGAGCAGAUUGAUUUUUGGUACGUAUUGAUUACUUAUACCAAUUUUAAUGAGCCUGGGCUUGGUUUGUAAUAUGUGUAAAUAUUUGUAAUAAAUGAAUGUACUAAUGUUUUUGUAAAUGAACACAUGAAAGUGUCAUUAUUUAAAUGAUUUAAAGGAUUAAAUGUAAGUGUGGCACAGCCUGAACACUUGAGCCAGAAAGAUCAGAGAGGGGCAAUAUGAAAUACAGUUGCCUCCAUCAUUUAAUGAUGUUUUUGGUGCCUGGAAGGUAUCUUUUAUUAACAGUUUAAAUGUCACUUUAUUUUGUGGGUCUGUAACAAUAUAAAACAUGUAUUUAUUGAUCCUGAUUAUAUCUGUAAGAUAGAUAGUGAUAAGAAGAGAUAAGAAAGUGAUAUUUCUGUGAAACACAAACAUAGUUGACAGAUAUUCAUUCCUUGAAUGUUUUGUGUUAUUUUGGUCUCAAGUGUAACGCUGCACAAAGGUUGCUUUAUUAGAAGUUAUAUUUAGAAGUAUAUCGUAAGAGGUUCAACACUUUAUCUGAUAGAGACUUUGGCAGUUUAAUUAAACAAAUACAGUUUUAAAGAUAUCUUGAAUUUUAAAAAUCUUCUCUCAUGAGGUAGUUUAAUGUAACAGUUUAGCCUGAUUAUUAUGUUACUAAGUUUAUCCACCAUGGACACAGUGAGUAAAAGGCUUGAUGACAGUGUGCUAAAUAUUUAGACUUUUACACAGAGACAGCAGUUUAUGGUGGGCAGGUUUCCAACUGAGUUUGCCAAUGUUUUCAUUACCAGAAAGAUCAGUUUUCUGCUGUUUGUAAAUCUCAUGUCAAUGUGAAAGAAAAAGUCUAUUAAAAAUAUACAUGAGCAGAAUAA